Messenger RNA from Blepharisma stoltei, 2968 nucleotides. The record is from the annotation of a GenBank genome assembly. Lineage: Eukaryota; Ciliophora; Heterotrichea; Heterotrichida; Blepharismidae.
AUGAGUAACUAUGCAAUAGACAUUACAAACCAAAAAGUUAAGGAUGUAAUGAAUGAUUUUGGGAUUGAUGACAAUGAGCUUGUUUUGAAGUAAAUUUUAUUCAGAAAUAUAGAGGAUUUUCAAGCUCCAAGAGUAAGCCCAGAAAUUGUGAAAUUGAGAUAUGAUUAUUAUAAUAGAAGAGAGAGAGAGAGAGAUUUAGAUUAGAGAGGUUAAACCGGGGUUUAUUUCAGCCCCUAGCCAAUCGAGCUUCAGCUUCGCGCUUCAUGUGGCGCUAGUCACUAAAGCCACCUAACGCCCUUUUUUGUCGACGUCACCAUUUUUAAUGACGUCGCCAUCUUUCGGGGAGACUCAACCGCACCUGCUGGACCAAAAAAUUGCAGCAAAGGACUCUCUUAACCCCUGGUAGUGCUCAGGGUAUGAGGGACCGUCCCGUGCCUUCUUCUGGAACUACCCUUGCUAUUUGCAGGCAUCAUAUUGCUCCUCCAGAAGUAUCCGAUUGGUACUGCUGCGCCGUCGGUCUUCUCGCCUGUGGGCCGAGGAGAGGCCCAGUCAGCCCAAGCCAACACCCACCCCGGACAAUCACCGUCAGUGACCCCGUGGCCCUUCGGGGCACUUUUUUUUUAAUUUGUGACCCCAAAUUCUGGAUUCUUUUUUUUCUUGUCGCAGUACAGCAACGUGUCGCCACAUUGCCUAACGGCAAUUAUUUAUAAUAGAAGAAGAAAAUAGUUUUUUAUCCCUACCCUAAUUAUAGAUUUCCCUAACAAAAUCAAGCCAUUCCCAUGCCAAGCGUCCCGAUUCCAAAGCAGCAGCUCCUAGCCAGCACGAUUUCCACAGCCACGAAUCCCAACAGCCACGAAUCCCAACAUCAACCUCUCACGGCCACAAAUUAGCGGCGUAAAAACUUCAGCUGCAGAGUUUUUUGUUUAAUUUUUCGGUGCGAGCCCUUCUUUCAAAGAUCAGUGACUCCAAGAGCGACUCCAUCAGCAACUCCAGAGUUCCAAAAAUCCCCAAACUCCCUAGACUCCCAAACUCCCCAAACUCCCCAAACUCCCCAAACUCCCCAAACUCCCCAAACUCCCCAAACUCCCCAAACUCCCCAAACUCCCCAAACUCCCCCCCAAACUCCCCAAACUCCCCAAACUCCCCAAACUCCCCAAACUCCCCAAACUCCCCAAACUCCCCAAACUCCCCAAACUCCCCAAACUCCCCAAACUCCCCAAACUCCCCAAUUAUUACAAUAGGAAAGUUAAAGACACAGUUAGGAGAAUUCGUGCAGAGUUAAGAAAUAGACGUAUGAGUGCAAUUAAUAGUGCAAACUCAAUUAAUAGUGAAUUUCUUUCAAAAAAUACUUCUUUGUAUUCAAACUUAUCCAGCCCAAAUAUUGAAAGUAUUAUGAAAAUUGAAGAAAAUAGAUUGGAUAGGCUUAAGAAAAAACAUAAACAAAUAUUAGUUGACACUUUGCAAGCAUUAGAAAAAGCUAAAAAAUACAAUGAGGAUAAAUCACAAACUGAAAGAGGAGUUGAAAGAGCCUUAAAAGAAAGAUCAGAAAAGUUCAAAAAAAGACUUCAAGAACUCAAAGAAAUCCAAAAAGAAAAAUUCAAAGAUUCACUAAAUUCUCAAAAAAUAUAUCAGAAAACCUUAGAUGAGAAUAUCAACAAAAGUAUGAUGGAACAUAUUAAAAGAGAAAAAGAAUAUGAAGAAAUGAAGAAAAAUCUUGCAAGGAAAAAUGAUGAAAUGCUUAAAGAAAAGCAGAAAAAAAUAAAAAAAUCAAAAGAAGGCAAUAUAAGAGACAAUGAAAAUUUUAUAAGAUAUCAGCUGUCUUCCAUUGAAGAAAAAUACAAAAAAUCUGAUGAAAAAUAUCUAAAAGAAAUCAAUAAGAAAAAAGAAAAAACUCAGUCAAUGAGAAAACAUUGGAGUACAGUAAAUCUUAAUCUCGAAAAACACAAAAAAAAUAAUGAAGUUGACAAAGUCUUAGAAAUAAUUGAAAGGCAACAAGAAGUAGAUGAAAGAAAAGAAAGCAUUAAGAGAGCUUUAGAACAAAAAUCUAAAUCGAAAAAAGAAUUAAUGAGGGAAAGAAAAAAACAAGCAUAUUUAAGGCUGAAAAGUGAAGAAAGUGAAUAUAACAAUAGAUUAAAAAUGAUUGAGCAAAAAUUAGCUUCAUCUCAGAAAAAUAUAGAGCAAAAAGAAGAUGACUGAAGAAAAGAAGUUAUUUUAUAUUAAUUAAAUAGAUAUUAUUUUUAUUAAUUUAUAAAUUCAAAGGAAUUUUUUUUUUGGAAAUAAUUUAAAAAUUUUAAUUUUGUAAUUAAUCGUAAAAAUAUACUUUAAGACAUGAGCUGCAAAGGCUUAAAGACGAAGACAGUACAACAAAAGUCCAACGUGCAAAUAGAAAAUUUGUAAAAUUUAUUUACUUCCCCCUUCCUUGGCCGAACCGAUCGCCUUGUUUGAUCAAUAUAUUAAGUUAAUGAGCUAAACAUAAGAGAUGGAAUAUUAUAUAUAAGCAAAUAUGCUAAAAAAUGCAUUAAAAUUUUCUAGGAGCAAUUAUACGUUAUAAUUUAUUAUUCUUAAAGAUAAAUAGCUAGAUUUUAGGAGGCAUCGUAGGUUUCAUUUUUGGCCAUCGAUUAAGAAUGGGUUAAUUUCCCCAAAUUUUAGGAAAUUUUAAGAAUGGAGUUAGAAUUUUAAAAAAUUUCAAAUGCUCGAAAGACAGCUCGAAAGAAGCCAUAAAAUUGACGAGCUUAAACAAGAAAGAGAAUUACUCAAAGAAAAAAUACGGUAAAUCUCAUAUAGAGAUGGAGCAAUUCAAGCUAUGAUAGAAAAAGAAAAAUUAAAAGAAAUGGUUGCUUUAGUAUCAAAAUCCCCUGAAUCCAAAGCUGCCAAAGACAAACUUAUCGAGCUUAAUUUACUCAAACAAAAAAGCCAAACUGACAGUGAAUCCGAAGAAGACGUCCAAUUUCAGCUUUCUAUGCCUUAG